AAGUUGGCCUCCACUUCCGCCAUCUUGAAAACUCUCUAUACGCUUCAAACAAAUAAAUUAAUUAUUUGAAAAACUAUUAACGGCCCCACCCUCGUGAACUAGAACGGAUGCGUGUGAUUUUUUCCAUAAUUCCGGGCUUAUUUACCCUGAAAUAAAACCGGGAUAGUUCAGUAGGUAAUAGUGGCGUUCAGUGAAAAUAAGCAGGCAAACAGUUUACCGGUUAAACCAUGGAUGAUUAUAAUAAUCUGUUGUUAAAAACAGGCGAUAUGCUGAUGUUAAUAUCAAUAGCCCUCCUAAGUCUUACUGUACUCAUUUACGCUUACUUGAAGCUAACAGACUUACAGGAAAUAUGCUUAAUGCACAUCUUAUGCGGCCGCAUAUCCGAAUUCGCUUUAAUACAAAUUCUAUUCAACUUUAACAUCGUAUCGGAUCAGGACCUUAAAUGUCGAUUGUGUGGUAUUAUGAUCUACUUCAGUUCGAUUUACGUGUACUGGUGGUUGCUGAUUUUAACGUUCCACAUUUGGACAAAAACCUCUGAAUCAGAUAUCACGUUUAAAAGGCUCACUUGGUGCCAAUUAUAUCACCUAAUAGGUACUUUGGGGCCGUUGUUCUGCUUGACUGUGGCACUGGUAGCAGAGUACCACCCCUCAGAGAUUUUUGAUGAAUUUCGCCCUAGUUUUAUUGAAUUCUGUUGGUUCAGUGGUAAAAAAACUUGUGAAGUAACAAGCUGUUUAAAUGGCGUUAAAAUUAUUGCAGGGAAAAAGGAGGCUUGGAUAUUCUUUUAUGGUCCUGUGGUCAUCAUUUUGUGCGCAAUUUUGGUGCUUUCCAUAUGCAUAAUUAGGAACCUUUCAAAGAAACCGAAUCGACCCUUAAAGUCCAGGGCCUGCAUGGGUGCCAAACUGAAUGCAAUCAUGGGUUUACUUUGGUUCAUGGGACAGAUACAGUACAAAUAUUAUGAGUUUUUCGAGCGUUCCGAGGUUUUAAAGGUUUUAUUUAUAGACAUCCCGCACAUAUUGAACAUGCUUCAAGGAUGGCUCGCGUUUCUGAUCCUGGUGGUGUACAGAGUUCGCAUCAGAAAAUUGUUGGCUCAGAAAACGUUCUGUUGUUACCUGCAUUUUCCAAGAUCAUGGACCGCCUUAGUUGACAAGGAAAUGGAGGGUGAAACUGAACCGGCCUCCUCAUAUCAACCAACUUGAGCACCUUUUCUAGUUUUUUGCCUUUAAUGAUUAAAUAGCUUGAAUAAGAAUAAGGCUUUUUCGUGACGUCAUACCUCCCAAGGUGUUUCACUACGACUAUCGAUACCGAUACGUCUCUACUCAAAAAAAAUCCGAUCGAAGCAACGUUGCCACAUUCUCGUAUUUCUGCAUUAAAUUUCGACACUUCUCAAAUAAAUACUCUAUAUAGACAUAAUACAAAAAAUAUUAAUAAAAACCAAAAUCCACAAAUAAAGCGGAGUAACAAGACUAACUGGAUAAC
This is a messenger RNA of Anthonomus grandis grandis, 1476 nucleotides long. Its product is annotated as G-protein coupled receptor Mth2-like. Bases 228 to 1196 code for a protein of 322 amino acids. Gene Ontology annotation, biological process: G protein-coupled receptor signaling pathway; cell surface receptor signaling pathway. The record is from RefSeq and is a predicted model, not a curated record. Gene Ontology annotation, molecular function: G protein-coupled receptor activity. The transcript is spliced from 5 exons. Lineage: Eukaryota; Metazoa; Arthropoda; Insecta; Coleoptera; Curculionidae. Gene Ontology annotation, cellular component: membrane.